UUGUACAAAAAGAGUAAAAAAUAUAACCUUAAAAGUAUUCAAAAUAUUUCCUAUUUAAAAAUAAAUAUGAGUGUUUUUAAUAUAACAAUUCUCUUUUAAUAAUUGUAAUUAUACUAACGCCACCUGAGAUGGGUGCUUUAGUGACAAAGGCCUUGCGACCAAUAAAAUCAUUUAACAUUGAAAAUCGUGCACAUCGUAUUAUUUCUAAGGAGAAACCAGUGCCAGCUCCUAAAUAUCCUGAAAAUAUUGAGGAUUUAAAGCGAUCUCUCAAAUCCGACCCCAAUUUAGAUGAGAAACUUGAUAAGAAAGACCCAAGCUUGGACGAUAGACUUCGCGAUGUUUAUGUAACCUCUCUUGGCCGGCCUGAAGACGAUAUUACGCGGGAAAAGAGGAUACAAAACCCUGACCGGCCGCUACCUCUAGACCGGAAGAUGCCGGAAGAGUUUGAAUAUGGUUUUAAAGAACCAGAAAAAUUGAAGUAUGGGCAUACGAUCCUUCGCGACGUGUUAAAUUUCAUUUCGGCGCACCAGAGUAAUCCUAACGAGGUUACAGCAUCAAAAAUAGCCUUCGAAUACAAGAUGAGAGAAGAUGAUGUAAAGACAAUAUUGAAAUAUUUUAAAACUUAUGAAGUGUAUGUACCAGAGACUAAACAGUCGCCAGCAAUUUUUGCAGGACCAGCCAGUUUAAGAAAGCAACUUGAACCAAGUGAUGUGAAAAAGAUAAAUAAUACAGAUAAAGUAAUAAAUAAUAUAGGAGAAAAACAUGUUAAGAGUCCAACAUAACAUCUAUGUAAUUUCUACAGUAGACAAACUAAUAUUUUGUUAUGCAAGAUAACAAAAAAUAUUUAUUACAAAUGAAUUAAUUAUAACUUGGGAUGGAUGAUUGUAACCUACUCACAAUAUGAAUUAUCUUAAUGUUUUUAAUAACUAUUCUAAAUUAAUUCCGUUACUAUGUUUAUAUGUAGCACUUGUUGGCCAGCAUUCAUGUUUAGUACAAGCAUAGAUAAGAAAUAAUAUAUCAAUAGACUGACUAAACAUACAUAUGUUUCUUUGUCUGUAGUCAUAUCUCAUCAUAUUUAAUAAUGCAUUCAAAUGGGCACAAAGUUACCUAUCUAUUAUAAUACAGUUCUACAUACUAUGUAUCUAAAGGAAUAUGAAAUGACACAC
Messenger RNA from Achroia grisella, 1166 nucleotides. RefSeq names its product protein NDUFAF4 homolog. Gene Ontology annotation, biological process: mitochondrial respiratory chain complex I assembly. Gene Ontology annotation, cellular component: mitochondrion. The transcript has a single exon. The record is from RefSeq and is a predicted model, not a curated record. The coding region runs from base 129 to 782 and encodes 217 amino acids. Lineage: Eukaryota; Metazoa; Arthropoda; Insecta; Lepidoptera; Pyralidae.